Molecule: messenger RNA, 1321 nt
Organism: Micropterus salmoides (largemouth bass)
Lineage: Eukaryota; Metazoa; Chordata; Actinopteri; Centrarchiformes; Centrarchidae
Gene: rec114
Product: REC114 meiotic recombination protein
Exons: 6
Coding region: 156-830 (224 amino acids)
Source: RefSeq, a predicted model, not a curated record
GUUUAGCAUGUUCUAGGUAAAACUGGAGUGUACUGGACUGUAACGUUAGUCGAGCCCGCGCCUGGCCGGUUCACUCACGCUGUAACGUAAGGUUAGCAUGUCAGGUGUUGUUUAGCCUGAAAGUAUCAGCACAGAACCUGUCUAACUUACUGGAAAUGGCCACCAGUCGGUCAUGGAGGUUAAAACGCUAUGGGCGUUUUGUUCCAGGCUCUAUGGAAAAGGGAGGGAAGCCUUGGAAGGUAUUUGAGGCAAAUGGUAAUAAACCAGAAAUUGUUCUCACAAUUAUGGAAUCUGGAUACUUGCUGGUAUUGCAAGGACAGGAAAGCUUGGAUACAGUCCCUUUGCUCUGCGGCUCAGAUUGUCUCAAAAUACACCAUAAAUCUGAUAACCUGAUGUUUCGAUUUAGUGUGGAGGGUGAGAGCCGCAUGGUGAGGAUGCAGUUUGCUGGAAGUAGCAGGGCACACGCUAUAAAAGAGUGCUCAAGUGCUGUGGAGAAACUAAUGGAGUACAUGCCUGUUGCCUCUCAGGAUGACGCCCCACUGCCCUCCAAUCAGUCCCCCACUGAGUUCACUGCACCAGUGAUACAGCAGACCUGCCACGGAAAGGCUGUGGGAGUUGAGCCUGAGGUUGUCCAAGGAUCACUGUCCAUCAAGCGUCUUACCCAGCACUUCUUAGGAGAGGCCGCUGUGACUCUGCCUCAAGUAUAUCAUCAUGGUUCUUUGGCACAAGGUGACUUGGAGCCCAUCCUGCGUAUUUGUCUGCUGGAUCCCAGCUUUCAUGCAUUUGUGGAGAAGGUGGAGGGGGAGCUGAGGAAACUGCUUCAAGAGUAAACAAUCUCAACAACAGCUGAAGGCAAAAAGGUCAAGUUAGUGUAAUGUGCUUUUUCUUAUACAGUUUGUGUAGGCAGUGCCUGGUGGUGGAGGUGGAAUGUUUCUUGCUGUGCUGCCGAUGUUUGAAAUGUUGUUGCACAUUAGUUGUUAUGGUAUAUGGCUCGAAGAGGAUGCUUUGAAUGGUAUUGAAUUUAGGUGUUUAGAGGAAGAAGAGGUCAAAUGAAAAAAUCUGGAUUAAUUUUCAAACUUUUUAUUCAGAAAAAAAAUAUUGGUCUCACUCAUAUGUUUCAUCGUGGCUAUAUACUCUGGUCCCUCUUUUCCCACCUUAAUGCAGGUCCAUUUUCACCGCAACACACAUGGAUACAUUUGAAAGAGGAGUCAUGCAGCUACAGCAGUGAAUUUUGCUAUGCCAGCUUCCAAGUGAUCCCACAAUAUUAAAGCUUCACUGAGUAAAACAAACUGCCCUCCAUAUAUCUAUUUAAGAAUACAUA